GCUAUCGUUUCUUAACGCUCAGGAAAGAGGACAUCUUGCAAGGGUCGAAGAUAAUCCAGAGAAGAGUGAACUGUACGAAGCUGUCGACGGACGGGGUUCUUGCCUAAAGUUAUGGCGCCACCAGAGCAGACUCGUAGGUGACGAACGCCCCAGGAAAACGCACAGGGUUCAUGCACCCUGUACACUCGAUCUCGCGAGACGGAAGAAAGGUUUGUGACGAAGAGAAACGAUUGAAAAGUUGGUAGAAAGCGGCGGGCAAGGUCGGCGAAGGAAAGAGAAGGAAGAAGAGUCGGUUACCUGAAAUCUGGAUCUCGGCUAGCCAGAAGAAGCCGAGUAGCCGCGUUGUGUUCCCGCGAGGCGUGUCGAGGUGGGGGUAAGGCUAGUCGUUGGCGCGCUUCGAAAGAGCGAACCGAACGGAAGGCAAUCUGCUCGAAUCCGGCGGAGCGCGAGCAGGUUAUCCCGUGGUACCGUGUUCCUCGUCGUCGGUCGUUAUUGGAGAAGGGAGCACGGAAGGAGAAACAGAGAGGCGCUUGGAAGUUGGGAAUCGGAGCGAAAGACAGCCAGGAACAGACAGAGGGACGAAGAGAGUGAAGACGCGUCUGGUACGAGAGGGAAAAGGAUAGAGUUGAAGAGGGGGUGGUAGUGGCAGAGAGAGGGAGAGAGAGAAGGGCACACGUCCAUAGGUAGUCACGAGCUUCGACGAAGCGCCUGCGCCCGCGAGCACUCCUCGCCGUUACCUUCUCGCAUCGACCACGCUCGUCCACGUAGACGCGACAGCCGACGUGAAAGCUCGCGCCGCGAUGAAUCGAUCUCGUCGCCGAACCGUCGGACAGCAUGUCAUUCUGUCUGGUUGAUCGGACGCGGGAAGCCACGCCGGACCGUGGCGUCGAUUGCGCUCGCGCGCUCCUGCGCCAGCGCGACCAACUCUUCUGCUGCCGGUGCUCCUGCUGCUCCUGCUCCUGUGACCCUGUGCGGGUGAGUGUGCACGCGGACCGACAAAACUCGCCGCCCUCGUGAAACCCUGUCUCGGCGGAUUCCGUCUUUUUUUCCUUUCUUUCUUUUCUUUUUUUCUUUGUGCGCGGACAAACUUUCACCAGCCAUCGUACGGAAGGUCACGACGCGACGCCCGUUACACGAUUUCGUCAGCCGAGCGUGCACCGGGGUGGAAUUUCUCCUCCUGCCUUCGAAGAGAAAGAGAGCACGAGGGUGCAACCGAGUAUCCGUCGGAUAAGAGCAGCGGUAAGAGAAACGGACAGUUAGCGGGGCACAGGGAGGAACAGUGUAGCUGCAGAAGUGGAGGCAGAGGUGGAGGAAGAGGAGGAGGAGCUGGUCCCCGGUGUGGUGGGGGUGGAGGUGAUCGUCUGGUGAUGAUGAUCGGUGGCGGCGUCGUGACCCCUCCUGGUACUGCCAAGUCGGCGGCUGCGAUCGACAGCGAAAUGGUGCAGGUCGACGGCAUUGGCAGUGGUAGUGUCAGUGGCAGUGCUAGUGGUAGUGGUAGCCCUGCGACAGCAGCGACUACUACGCGUCUCGCCAACACCAACACAGCCAACGCAGCGAACAACAACAAUAACAAUGGUGAAGUUGCAAACAAUAAUAACAAUAACAAUAACAACAACGAGGGACACGCGGUGGUGAACUGCGGCACCGGUACCGCCCCGGCUACCGACAAGUUUUGCUGUCACGACGACGAUGCGCCCGUCAGCACGGGGGUGGCGCGUCCAUGGGAACCACCCUCGCCAACCUUCUCGCAAACCAGGUCGCAUCUGCUUCAAGUACAUCCGACCCAUCAUCAUCAGCACCCAGCUGCCCAUCACCAUCAACAGAUGACUGUACCGCCAGUGUCUUUGAUCGACGGUGUGAGUUUGCAAAAUUGCACCGCGGGUCCGUUUGCCAGUGGAAAUGGCGGUGGAGCAAGUCGACAACGAUUGCUAGAACUCUCACACGGAUUAGGAGCUCUAAGACAUUACAAUGACCUGGCCAAUCACGUGCUGUCGUUAAACCAACAAGGAGCUGUCGUCACCAAACUUCUAGGUACGUUACGACCGCCAGGUUUGAUCGGUGGCAGCAAGCCAAAAGUCGCGACGCCGGCCGUCGUCGCCAAGAUCGAGCAGUACAAGAGGGAAAAUCCGACCAUCUUCGCUUGGGAGAUACGGGAGAGGCUCAUCUCGGAAGGCGUGUGCAGCAACGCGACAGCGCCUUCUGUCAGCAGCAUCAACCGGAUAUUGAGGAAUCGCGCGGCGGAAAGGGCGGCUGCAGAGUUUGCGAGGGCAGCCGGAUACGGAUUAUACGCCGCGGGGCCACAUCCGUACUUUAACAGCGCUCACCAGCAUCCAACGACCAGCCACCAUUUGCCUGCUGGUUGGCCAGCACCGGGAGCUCCGGGUCACCCCUGGAUGUUACCACCUUUGGCUACCGGAAUCUCGGGAGCGGCUUCCGCUUUGCUCCUUCCACCUUCGUUGAGCCCCGGAGCGGCGGCAGCCGCUGCCGCGGCCGCGUCCGCUUCCGCAGCCGGAACCGCGGAUCAUUCUUUGCACGCGGACGCGAUUGCUCGUGGAUAUUUGCAAGAUGGCGACGGUGACGAUGGGAGCCUAGACGGAUCGGAGCAGCCCAAGUUUCGACGGAAUCGCACCACCUUCAGCCCGGAACAACUGGAGGAGCUCGAAAAGGAGUUCGAGAGAUCUCACUAUCCUUGCGUGUCGACGCGGGAACGGCUAGCCUCGAAGACAUCUCUGUCGGAAGCUCGAGUACAGGUUUGGUUUUCCAACAGACGGGCAAAGUGGCGUCGUCAUCAGCGAAUGAACCUCUUAAAGCGUUCACCACCGCCACCUCCACCCCCUCCGCCACCUCCGCCACCACCGCUGCCACAGCAGCAGCAGCAGCAGCAGCAGCAGCAACAGCAGCAGCCGCCGCAGCCGCAGCCGCAACCGCAUUCCGCAUCCGGUAUGGAAAUAAACCGCGCAUCGAGUUGCUCAAUCGCCGGAAUGGGAGGAGAAAGUAGCGCGUUUCGCGCCGUCGUCGCUAAUUCCUCUUCCAGAGAGUCGGUCGAGAGGAACGAGAGGAUCGACAGGGUCGACGCAAUUAGCAAACAACCGGAGAGAAAACCUAGCGCGUUCAGGAUGAUCAGUCAGCUGGUCGGAGAGGAUUCGCCGACCAAUGUACUCAGGUCGUCGAGUCCGGCGUACGAGCAGAGACGCGAAUCGAGCGUCGGUUCUGGGAUGCUUGUCGAGAACAAAAGAGGAGACUUUGAGCGUACCGAGGACGAAGAAGAGGACGAGGAGAUAGACGUCCAAGACUCGGACCAGGACGUUCCUUCUUCGCCCACUGUUGCCUGGAGGGAUCAUUGGACCGACCAACAACCCUUGGAACUGACCAAGCAUGAUCGCUGAAUCCGUUUUGUAAACGAAUCACUGAACCAACAGCGAGUUUCACGCGGAACAUUUUUUGCGAACAUCCGGAGGACAUUGUGAUCUAACCUGUAACCGAUCAGAUCAAUUACGACGACCUGAGUGAAAGACUUUGCCGCGAGGAAGCGCGUUAAAGUGUAUCCCUCGAUCUGCCCAGGAACCCAGGGGGGAAAAAAGUUCUGGACCUGUUCUCUCAUUGAUCGUGACCGUCGAAUCCUGAACACGAGCGGAGCAACGAACUCCCCACGAUUUUCGAAUUCCGAACGCGGAUUUGUGACUUUCCUUCGAAACCUAUCUGACGCGACGAUCGGAUCGGUAACAACCUCCUGGAAUCUCAUUGAUGAAACGUGUCCACGUGGAAAAGAUUCGUUCCUUUCAAAUAAUGUCUCCUGCUAUAAAACUACUUACUACGAUUACGGUUCAUUUAUUACGGUUAAGAUUACGAUAAGUGACGCCACGAGGAUCGCUGUGUAAAAGCGGAAUAUCAUCCCAGUGUUCGAGCUACCAGCUUAUCGUCGGCUAGAACUAUCGUCGAAUUAGAUAGGUAAUUAAUUUCUCUUACUGUAAUGUUACUCGAGUAGGGAAAGAAAAAAAGAUGGGCGCUCGACGCCAGUGAACAUUCCUCGAACCUAACCGGAACUAGUCCUAGCGAAUCAUUAUGCCGCGGAUAAUGUAUUACCUAGGCACUAAUUGAUAGAGUAGGUCACAAACAUGUGGUAAUCCUUGUAACGAACUCUGUUAAACUGACUUUUAUUUAAAUGAAUUCGUUUGUAAAUACGAAUAAUCAACGACUACCAAAUCCCUAUCCCCAAAUUCUCAUUGUCUUCCCACCUCGGACCAUUCACUUUAUUCUGAAGAUUUAUGAAAGACGAGUUCGCGGGAGUCGGUUGCCGGACGAUUCGCGAGUUUGUAAAGUUCUGUAAAGAGGGAGAAGCAAAAUGAAAAAGAAAAGGGUACGGGAGAAAGGCUCAUCGACGAUUAACUCUGAAUCUACGGUUUCGUCGGGUUCGCAAAUAAGGAAUCCGCGCGUGAAACUGGUUUCUCUGGCGACACUGUUUCGCUCGCAAACAGGGGGGUGGAGAGCACGAAAAAACACCGGAUCCGCCAACAUUUCGGAUAUCGUGGUCCCCGUCAGCUGUUAACGCGACCAGGAAAUUUAUAACCCACGCUUCGAACCGGGGAUGCGCGCACGGUAGAACCGAGGAUCGGAGAAAUGGGCUGCAAUCGUGGUGCCAUGCGAAAAAACGAUUCCCCUCUCGCCCUGUAAUUGAAACAAACAUGCUAAAUACGCGUGGGGGAUUCUUGACAGCAACAUUAAUCCUCUUUUCAGACUUUACGUUACAAAAAGACUGCUACGAGCUCUCUGCUAGAUCAACUUAAACGGUAUGGUGGUAUGCUUUUGAUUAGUCAUUAACGUUUCAAUUUACUUCAUUAAAAUUCAGAUCGACAAUGAAAUAAUGGCAACAAGAUUCAUGAAGAUCUGAAAUUAUUUUGAAAGAGCAUAGAAAAUAUCUUUUGUAAAUAAUAUAAACUUUCCUUCCUGCACUGUAUAAUAGAAAACAACAACGUCCUUCUCUAGCAUAGUCAUACCCAUGAUUUAGUCAUAAAAUGAGUAAUCCUUUAAACUCUGUAGUAUAUAGUUUGAUGUAUACUAUAGAGUCGAAAAUGUUGCACGGAAAACCUACUUAGCCCGUGUGUAACUGAAGGUUCAAGCUACAAUUACAUGAAUUUUGAACCUUCAAUCGUGAAACGAAGAAUUCUGAAA
Osmia bicornis bicornis is the source of this 5169-nucleotide messenger RNA. It is a transcript of the gene Eyg, whose product is annotated as paired box protein Pax-6-like. Gene Ontology annotation, molecular function: DNA-binding transcription factor activity, RNA polymerase II-specific; RNA polymerase II cis-regulatory region sequence-specific DNA binding. Gene Ontology annotation, biological process: anatomical structure development; regulation of transcription by RNA polymerase II. The record is from RefSeq and is a predicted model, not a curated record. NCBI's taxonomy places the organism in Eukaryota, Metazoa, Arthropoda, Insecta, Hymenoptera, Megachilidae. The transcript is spliced from 6 exons. The coding region runs from base 1368 to 3386 and encodes 672 amino acids.